Molecule: messenger RNA, 1221 nt
Organism: Thermothielavioides terrestris NRRL 8126
Lineage: Eukaryota; Fungi; Ascomycota; Sordariomycetes; Sordariales; Chaetomiaceae
Exons: 4
Coding region: 1-1062 (353 amino acids)
Cellular component (GO): catalytic step 2 spliceosome
Molecular function (GO): protein binding; RNA binding
Source: RefSeq, a predicted model, not a curated record
AUGUCGGAAAAGCGACCGGCCCCCGAUGAGCCAGGCGACGGACAGCUUGUCGUCAAGCGGCAGAAUGUGGGCACCAGCCGCGCCCUCACACGGCCCGGCGCGUCAGGGAGUGGUGCACUCAUCCAGACAGCGCCCCGAACCAGCGCGCUUCAGCACCCCCUGAUGGAGCUGUCAGGACACACGGGCGAGAUUUUUUCCGCCAAGUUCGACUCUACGGGGAAUCUGAUAGCUUCCGGGUCUAUGGAUCGGACGAUAAUGCUGUGGAGGACAUACGGCGACUGCGAGAACUACGGCGUGCUGACCGGCCAUCGCGGCGCCAUCCUCGACCUCCAGUGGUCCCGCGACUCCGACAUCCUCUUCUCCGCCUCGGCCGAUAUGCACCUCGCGAGCUGGGAUCUCACGUCCGGUCAAAGGAUACGGCGCUACGUCGGGCACGAGGAGAUCAUCAACUCGAUGGACAUCAGCAAGCGCGGCGAGGAGCUGCUCAUCAGCGGGAGUGACGACGGCACCAUCGGGAUAUGGGACCCGAGGACGAAGAAUGCGGUCGACUACAUCGAGACCGAGUUCCCGAUCACGGCCGUCGCCAUCUCCGAGGCUGGCCACGAGAUCUACUCGGGCGGCAUCGACAACGACAUCAAGGUGUGGGACAUACGGAAGAAGGCGACGGUCCACUCGAUGCUGGGCCACACCGACACAAUCACGUCGCUGCGGGUAUCGCCGGACGGCCAGCAGCUGCUCUCCUACGCCAUGGACUCGACGGCGCGCACUUGGGAUAUCAGGCCGUUUGCCCCCGCCGAGCGCCACAUCCGCACCUUUGACGGCGCGCCGCUCGGGCUGGAGAAGAACCUGAUCCGCGGGAGCUGGGACUCGGACGGCAAGAAGAUUGCUGUCGGGGCAGGGGACGGCACGGUCGUCAUCUGGGCCAGCGAUUCCGGGAAGUUGCUGUACAAGCUGCCGGGUCACAAGGGGACGGUGAACUGUGCCGAGUUUGCGCCAGGAGAUGCUCCUAUAAUUCUCUCUGCGUCUUCCGACCGCACCAUGCUGCUGGGCGAGCUGAAGUGAGCCGGCAGCCUGGAAAAGGCGCCGGGGUUUCAGAAUCAAUCUCGACGCCGACUACCCGUCCAGCCGCGAGGUCUUCCUUGUGAGCAGAGACACGGGUUAUAACACAGAGCGGCCAAGCUUAUGGCGCUACUAUCCGCCCCGAAACUCAGGGCUCGAAGA